Molecule: messenger RNA, 985 nt
Organism: Prosopis cineraria
Lineage: Eukaryota; Viridiplantae; Streptophyta; Magnoliopsida; Fabales; Fabaceae
Product: RING-H2 finger protein ATL67-like
Exons: 1
Coding region: 428-976 (182 amino acids)
Biological process (GO): protein ubiquitination
Molecular function (GO): transferase activity
Source: RefSeq, a predicted model, not a curated record
UUCAUUCUACGGAGAAAAGCCGACAGCAUGUGAACGCCUCGAGUACUUCAAAGUACUCAAGCUCGCAAAUCCCCAAGAAAUGUUGGCGCAAGCAAAGCAGGGCAAGGCCAAAACACCCCAACUUUCUGGCACUGUUGUUCUUCUCUCUCUCUCUCUCUCUCUCUGUGAAUUAAAUGCGCUCUUGAGAGAGAGAGAAAAUCCAAUUCCUCCCUCAGAAACAGAAAAACCCCAAGAAUUUAAUGCAGCAGCUGAGAUUCCCACCCACCCUUUGCCCUCCAAAAUCCCUCCCCAAUUUCCUCCUCAUUCCCCUUCUUCUCCUCUUCGUCCUACUUCUUCUUCUUCUCCCUCAAAUGGACACUUUCACAACCUCACUUAAUCCUUCUCAUUCUUCUUCUUCUUCGUUCUCUUUCGCUUCCCUUUUGUCCCCAUGUCCCUCUUCAUCAACCCUGGCCUUGGCUACUCCAUUGCCAUCGCCCUCGCCUUCCUCGUCCUUGCUUCCACUCUCAUUCUCUCUUUCUACCUCUGCUGCCGCAACCGUAACCGCAACCCCAAUUUGAAUUCGGACCCGAAUCCGAACAUGAACCCAUCUGGGUCCAAUGCGGGAUCCGAGGGUAUUGUUCUGCCACGGGUGAUUUUUGUGGCGGAGGAGGAGGAUGAUAACGAGAGCGCCGUCGUGGGGCUCGACGAGAACGUGAUCAACUCGUACCCGAGGCUGCAGUACAGCAGGGGAGCUAUGGGUGUUGGGAGCAGUACGAUGUGUUCGAUCUGUCUGUGUGAGUAUAGAGAUUCGGAGAUCCUGAGGAUGAUGCCGGAGUGUCGCCAUUACUUCCACCUCUGGUGCCUUGACGCUUGGCUUAAGUUAAAUGGGUCGUGCCCUGUUUGCCGGAACUCGCCGCUCAUGACGCCGAUUUCGACGCCUCUGCAAGAAGUGGUGCCGCUCUCUCAGUACCCGGCUGAUCGGAGGCGACGGAGGUGACCAUUUUCC